AUUCUACUUCAUGAGAUUCCAUCCAUCAAUAUUUCAAUGGUUCAUUAAAUCUAUGAAUGCAUAUAAACAGUUACAGUCAUUCGAGGAUUUUGAAUAACCCAAAAUAUCAAAAUAUUAUGAGUUCCAAAUUAGAAGAGGAGCUGCCGCCGCACGUGGUGAUUUUCCCAUUUCCGGCGCAGGGCCACAUGAAUUGCAUGCUCAAUCUCGCUCAUCUCUUCUGUUUAACCGACUUCCACGUCACCUUCGUCGUGUCGGAAUUCAGCCACCGCCUCCUCCUCAGCAGCACCUCCGUCCCCGCCACCUUCGCCGCCUAUCCCGGCUUCCAGUUCCGGAGCAUCCCCGACGGCCUCCCCGACCACCACCCCCGCUCCGGUGCGAAAGCCGCCGAUGUCGUUCCCGCCGUCACAAACCACAUGGUCCCACUUUUCAAGAAAAUGAUGGCGGAGGAAGACUUCCUCGCUUCCCCCCAUCGUAGGCCGGCCACGUGCUUCGUCGCCGACGGCUUUUUCACUUUCGCCGUCGACUUCGCGGAGGAGAACGGCAUUCCCUUGAUCUAUUUCCGAACUCCUAGCGCCUCCUACUUCUGGGCUUAUUUUCAUGUUGAUGAUCUCAUUCAAGCUCAAGAAAUUCCCAUCAAUGCAGAGAAGUCGAUGGAUUUAUUAGUGGAAGGCGUGCCAGGAAUGAAAGGAUUCCUCCGCCGCCGCGACCUGCCGGGAUUCUUCCGCACCUACGACUUAAACGAGCCGCUUCUUCAGAGCUUAGCUGUGGCGACGAAGCAAAUCGUACGAGCACAAGCAGUCAUAUUCAACACUUUCGAUGAUUUGGAGGGGCCGAUCGUAUCACUCAUGCUCGAGAAAUUGCCAAGAAUCUUCACUAUCGGUCCAAUCCACGAGCAGCAGAAAUCAAAGCUGAUGGAAAAGAAAUCCGAGGCCUCGGCCGUCGCAGCCAAUUUCUGGGCGGAGGAUCGGAGCUGCAUAGAUUGGCUCAGCGCUCAGCCUCGGAGAUCGGUGAUCUAUGUGAGCUUCGGGAGCACGACGGUUGUGACGAGAGAGCAAUUGAUGGAGUUCUGGCAUGGUUUGGUGAAUAGCUCGCAGAGAUUCUUGUGGGUGAUGCGGCCGGACUCCGUCGCCGGAAAAGAUGGAGACGGCCGAGUUCCGGCGGAGCUGGCGGAGGGUGCUAAAGAAAAGGGUUACUUUGUGAAGUGGGUCCCGCAGGAGGAGGUGCUCAACCAUCCCGCGGUGGGAGGGUUCCUUACGCACAGCGGAUGGAACUCGACUCUCGAGAGCAUUGUUGCCGGCGUGCCGAUGAUCUGUUGGCCUUAUUUUGGCGACCAAACUAUUAAUAGUAGGUUCGUGAGUGAGGUUUGGAAGAUAGGCGUUGAUAUUAAAGAUACGUGCGAUAGAUUGAUUAUUGAAGAGGUGAUCAGAGAGGUUAUGGUAGUGAGGAAGGAUGAAUUCUUGGAAAGAGCAGAUGGUAUGGCAAAAAUGGCUAAGAAGGCUGUGGAAAGAGGAGUGGAGCAUGGGCCGUUAAUUCAAGCCCAAGCCCAAAUUCAUAGAAGCCUCAAAUGCGAGAAGUGAGAAGAAGGAAACAGAGGAGUGUAGAAAGCAGCAGCAUAAUCUAGAAUAUGGGAGAAACCGCCAGAUUUUUCAUCUCAUUGCUAUAAAUUCUCCUCCUUCAUCCCUUCUCCCCAUCAAGUUAUACAACAAAUUCUCAGCAAUCAAACAAUCGCACGCAUUAAUUCUCUCGAUUAAAAAGCUGAAAAUGUCUCUGAUUCCGAGCUUCUUCGGCAACCGCCGCAGCAACGUCUUCGACCCAUUCUCCCUCGAUGUUUGGGAUCCCUUCGAGGGGUUUAAUUUCCCCUCCUCCGCCCGUGAAACCACCGCGGUGGCCAACGCCCGCAUCGACUGGAAAGAGACGCCGGAGGCUCAUGUGUUCAACGUGGAUGUUCCCGGAUUGAAGAAAGAGGAAGUUAAGGUGGAGGUCGAAGAUGGUGGAAUUCUGCAGAUCAGUGGAGAGAGAAGUAAAGAGCAGGAGGAGAAGAAUGACAAGUGGCACCGCGUGGAGAGGAGCAGCGGGAAGUUCCUCCGCCGCUUCAAGCUGCCGGAGAAUGCGAAGCUGGAGCAGGUGAAGGCGGCCAUGGAGAAUGGGGUGCUGACUGUGACGGUGCCUAAAGAGGAAGUGAAGAAGCCAGAAGUCAAGGCCAUUGAUAUCUCUGGUUAAAUAAUAAAUUAUUUUGAAUUUCGGAUUUGAUUUUGGAGUGAGUGUCGUUUUUGUGUGAAUGGGGUGAUUACGUUGUGUAUUGUGUAAUAUGAUCAAAGAGUGCUGUUAAAUCGUCAAAUAUUAAUAAAAAAGUUUGUUUAAUUACAA
This is a messenger RNA of Salvia miltiorrhiza (redroot sage), 2367 nucleotides long. RefSeq names its product 7-deoxyloganetic acid glucosyl transferase-like. The record is from RefSeq and is a predicted model, not a curated record. Gene Ontology annotation, molecular function: UDP-glycosyltransferase activity. Bases 57 to 1577 code for a protein of 506 amino acids. Lineage: Eukaryota; Viridiplantae; Streptophyta; Magnoliopsida; Lamiales; Lamiaceae. The transcript has 3 exons.